Messenger RNA from Poecilia reticulata (guppy), 2129 nucleotides. It is a transcript of the gene eno4, whose product is annotated as enolase 4. Lineage: Eukaryota; Metazoa; Chordata; Actinopteri; Cyprinodontiformes; Poeciliidae. The record is from RefSeq and is a predicted model, not a curated record. Gene Ontology annotation, molecular function: magnesium ion binding; phosphopyruvate hydratase activity. Gene Ontology annotation, biological process: glycolytic process. Gene Ontology annotation, cellular component: phosphopyruvate hydratase complex.
UUUGUCUGUGUGUGUGUGUUGGGGGGAGCGGUUGGACAAAAAGAAAGAAAAAAGAAAAAGUCUACAUCAACUUUAAGCAGCCCUCGCCCGGAGGAGAUGGACAUACACAAAAUGAGGAUCGCGGCUGCCGAGUUUUACCGGAAGAACGGAGUUCCGGCGAUAAUAGAGAGGGCUCUGAAUGAGCUCUUCCUCCGGCAGCCCGCAGACGUUCAUGGCUACCUGGCUAAUUUCUUUUUGGAACUGUCUACACCACCAAGGAUCAGUAAUCUGAGAGGAAGAGAGGUUUUUUCAGAAAAUGGACAGCUUAUCGUUGAGGUGGAGGUUUUCAGCAUCGUCUGUAACAGAGAAAAGAGCAUGUCAUCAGCAGCCGUCGUAAGUCACUUUGCACCAGUGGGAACUGGAGAGAGUCAGAGGAGCUCAGAUCAUGUGGAGACCGCUCUUCAGUGGAUACAUGAACCGUUCAGGAACCUGCUACUGAACCAGAACCCGUGCGAUCAAGCUGAAAUUGAUCAAAUGCUGAGCGAUUUCUUCACGUCCUACCAAGAGGAGGAGAAAGCAAGGCGUGACAAGCUGAAGGCUGAAGCCAGCGAGCUCGAAGCACCGGCUCGCACACCGCCAGCAAUGUCAUCAAAGGACAAAAAGAGCACCGGUAAAGGCAAAAAGAGCGUUGUUGACGAGAAGCAAUUUCCUCCAGCAGAGCCACCAGAGCCAGUUCUGCUGGAAGGCAUGGCUGUCGGCUCGGUGUCCCUGGCUGUAGCUAAAUCUGGGGCAAAAAUAAAGGGAAUGCCUCUUUACAAAUAUAUAUCAGCUCUGAAGAAUCAAAAGGAACCGGCACAUUUUCAUGUUCCUGUCCCCUGGAUCAGUCUGCUCAGCUGUGGGAAGAAAUCCCCUGGGAAACUAUGCUUACUGGAAGAAAUUAUUCUCAUCUCCAAAGUGGGACAUCCAGUCAAACAGAGUGUCACGUUGGCCUGUGAGUUACAGAAGGAGAUGAUGAGACUGAUGAGCAUGUCAGGAAAAGGCGGGAUCACCCUGUCCUCGGUGUCGCACAACGGAGUGCUCACAGCGAGUUGUGAACGACCCGAACAGCCUCUGGAUCUCAUCAGUAAUGCCUGCACCAACCUUAAAGUGCCACUGGGAGUUGAUGUCUUUCUGGCUCUGAACUGUGCUGCCCCGAAACUUGUGGACUAUUCUAAGGGAAAGUAUGAAGUAGCAACAGGAGGUCUGAAGUCUCCGGAUGAAUUGAUCGAGGUGUAUCACAACCUCAUCAGCAAAUACCCGGCAGUGGUGGCCGUGAUCGACCCUUUUAGGAGAGAAGAGGCAGAGCAAUGGAAGAAACUCAGCAAUAGGAUUGAGAUUUCAUGUUCACUGCUGUCUGACAUCACACACAAACCACAGGCUCCAGCUCUGCCAGGAGUCCAUGGUUAUGUCUUCAGACAUGCCAACGAGACAACGGUCAGCGACAUCAUCCAUGCUACAUUCUGCUACCAAGGUUCAGUGGUGUUGGAUACGAUGCUCAGUGAAUCCAGCACUGACGGGUCCUUUGCAGACUUAGCUGUGGGGCUGGGGCUGGACUAUGUCAAACUGGGAGGUCUGGGUGGCGCUGAGACGAUGGCUAAAUACAAUCGCCUAAUAGCAAUAGAAGAAGAACUGGCCCAACAAGGACUUCUGGUCUGUAAGGAACCGCCGCUCUUCAGUGAAAAGCCAAAGGAGCAGCCGGUUACAGCAGAGGAAACCAUAUGACUCAGCCAACAGCCCGGCCUGUUUAAACAAGCCUUGAAAACCUGCUGCACAAAUCAGUCCCAGUUUUCCUGCUGUUGUUACUUGUGAGCACUAAUACAGCUCACUCAGUGGUCGGCAUUAAUCUGAAUGUUCUUUUAGCCUUUUUAUUUUUAUUUUAGCCUAGAUAUGAAACUCAAUCCAAACCACUUCUGAUAAAGCAAGAGUGGAAAACAUCUGUUUUAUUCAUGUGUUCAAUGAAAGACCGCACAAAAUGUUCAAGCAUAUCAACAGCCAAUAAACUGUAAGUGAAGAGUGAAGAUAGAAAAUAGCAGUUCAGUUCUUUUUGGAAACAUAAUUUAUGAAUUUAUUUUGCAGCAAAUAAAAACAUGUUAUGAUUGAGGUUAAAAUUA